AUGCGUUUCGCAGCGGCGAUCGUCUUCUCUGUGAUCGUGGCCCUUACGGACGCAAGGCUCGCAGGAACAGAGCUCAAGGCAGAGUCGAAGCAGGGAAAGAGCCUUCUGAGCAAGGCCAGGAAGCUAGAAGAUGGAAAGGGUUGGUACGAUGGCUACGCAAAUGAAGACGUGCAGAGCUACAUGAACAGUAUGCAGCAAUAUAAAAACAACCGAGAUGGAAAUACUGGAUACCAGACCACGUACCAAGGUCCGUAUUACAACGAGAAUGUUGCCAACCAAAACUGGAAUGGCCACUACAAGUACGAUGACAGCGAAGCCAACGGGGAUAGCCAAGACCAACAAAGUGGUAGACGAAAAACCAGCAGCUGGUGGAACUUUCGUAGCUGGUGGAAUAAGGAUGAUGGCAACGAGGAUGAUGUGGACAGCGGGGGCUGGCGCCAAUACAGUCAAAGCAGCGGGCAAAGUGAUCGAAGCAACAACCAAGGCGGCCAAAACAACUAUUACCAGGACAAUAACUACCAAGCUGGUCAAAACAACUACCAAGGUGGUCAAAACUACUAUGAUGGGAAUGGUGAUGAAAACGACUAUGGCUAUGAAGAAUACUUGGAACAGCAGCAGCAGAGCAACGGCGAAGCUGAAGACGAGAGUGACCAGAAAGGAAGUUGGUGGCAGUGGUGGAAAGGUGGUCAAGACGACGAAGACGAAGAUGAAGACAGUGGGCAAGAAGCCCAAAGCAGCAAUGGCCAAGGUGGUCAAGAAGACAACUGGAAUGGAAAUUACAACUGGAAUGGAAACUCGCAAAAUGGUGCAAACUACUACCAAGGCGGAGAAAACAACUACCAAGGCGGCGAAAAUAACUGGGAUGGAAAUGGUGAUGAAAACGACUAUGCGUACGAGCAGCAGCAGUCUGGAGGCCAAUACAACGGAGAAGGCGGAGAUGGGUAUGGAUAUGGAGACUGGGCCGAAAGUUAUACAGAGACUGCUUCGGCAAACGCUUGGAUGCGAGAUUAUAGCAUCAAGUUCGAGGGAUGUGCGAGGGAAUAUGAUACCAAUGACCAAGGCGAAAUGCAAAUGCAGUUGAUGGCCAGGUUCAAGCUUUGCCCCGAUGCGUACGGCGAAAAAUGCCGACACGCGGGAGAGUACGUGGUUCCCAUGGUAGACUAUGUUGAAGCCUUUCAAGGAAUCAUUGUGACCGACAAGAGUUGUGCAGUUCAGCAACAAAAGUGCCUCGCCCAGUGCCGAGAGAAAAAUCGCUAUGGAGAGUCAAACGAAAACUAUGACCGAAAUGGAGCGGGUCGCAGGGGACUACGGUACUAUGGUGGCAAGCUGUACAACAACUAUCAGAAUGGCUUCCAGUACAGUUAUGUAAACGGGUACCAAAAUGGUUACCAGGACGCUCAAUACUAUCUGAUGUACGGUGAAUAUGCGAACAACCCUCAGAACGGGCAGUAUCGCUACGACUACUACAAUGUCGAAGGUCAAGAUCGGUACUACCAAUAUGAACAAGACAGCCGGGACCAAUACGACGAAGAAUGGAGGGACAGCAACUAUUACGAUGAAGAAUACUGCGUUUACGACUGCAUGUCUGAUGCCGACAUGGCUUCUUGCGAGGACCAUGACGCAGAAAACGACGUUUACAACGACUACAACGAUAUCAACAUUCUACAAAUGGUUCCGUGCCACAAAAUGGGGUACAGCCAAGAAUCUUCUGCAUCGCUCUAUAUGGGAGCAACUUGCACAGAUGACGGAGUCUUCCUUGGAGCGUUCCUUGAUGAGACGUGCUCUUUCCCUGCACCUAAAGAGAGCUUUGAGAAAGCAAUGGGCUUCGCCCUUCCAGAACAAAGCUUGGUGACCAAGGAGAUCGUCUCGUGCAACUCUUACAGGAGCGGCAACUAUGCAUACUAUGAUCAAGUUGACGAAGAAGAAGACGACGACGACGACAACAACAGUGCGGAGAGUGAGGAGGAAUACGAUUACAAUCCAGAAUACGCAGGGUACAGAGAAACCAUGAAUGUCUGUGAAGAUCUCUACCGCUAUGCUGGGAAGUGCGAGCGCGGAAUGGAAAAGGACGAUAUUGACAUGGAGGACUGUGCCUACAUCAAAACUUUGAAGCCUCAAGUGAACAUUGCGGCCCUGGCCUUGCGAAUUGCGGCAGUUGUCGUGUUCGGCCUUCCUUUGCUCUUGUUUAUCUACUACCUCUGCAUCAAAGCUCGUCGCAAGUUAAAGGUUUGGCGUGCCAACAACCCUGACGUAGAAGAUUCUUUCGUUGCGUCCAUGAUUCAACGAAAGGACGCUUUUGUUGCGUCGGUGACGCGACGAGUGACGGGAGAGCCUACCAAGGAACAAAACUCACCCGGUGCACGAGAUGGCAGCGUCACAAGCGGCAGCGUCACAAGCGGUAGCGGCAGCGUCACCAGCGCGUAUUCGGGAAACUCCACUGGAUAUGAAGGUGCCAAGAUGCCCGUGGAUGGAACGGCUCCUUCGAGUUGGAGAGCACCAUCGAGCUGGAGAUCAAGACAGCCUUCACUGGGUUUCCAUGGGGCCAGGGCUGCUCUACGCGAUGCCGGUCGAGCACUGGCGGGCGAAAAUAGGAGGCCUGCCUCGAGUUUCGAAGGGGCCAAGUCUGCAUUACGCGAUGCCAGUCGGGCUCUAGCUGACGCCAAGAGGGCUGUUUUGGGCCAUCAGCGAUCGCCUCCCCCUUCUCCUUCGGCGUUUAGUCCCAUACUCACCGGUGGAGCUCCGAGUUCUCCAGUGUCUCCGUUAUCUCCACCUGUUUCCAUUAGGGGCUCUCCAGGUGGGGAUCCAGGUACACCAGGUUCGGCUCCAAGAACGCCAGUUGCGGCUCCAAGAACAUCAGGUGGGGCACCACGGACCCCACGUUCGGCUCCACGAACCCCACGUUCGGCUCCUACACCCCCCAUUGCUGCUCGUUCUCCAGCAACGUCUGCUGCCCACUCUCCAGCAAAGCCUCCUCGCUCUCCAAAGCGCUCUCCUCCUACUCCUCCUUUUACAAAGCCGACUGCAGCUUCUUCUAGCGCUAAAUCUUCUGGAGAUCCUCCUGCAUCCUCAACAAGAAGAACAAAGACUGGCGAUGUAUAA
Seminavis robusta is the source of this 3099-nucleotide messenger RNA. Lineage: Eukaryota; Bacillariophyta; Bacillariophyceae; Naviculales; Naviculaceae. The record is from the annotation of a GenBank genome assembly.